Messenger RNA from Purpureocillium takamizusanense, 2521 nucleotides. RefSeq lists its product as uncharacterized. Gene Ontology annotation, biological process: carbohydrate metabolic process. The transcript has 3 exons. Bases 169 to 2235 code for a protein of 688 amino acids. Lineage: Eukaryota; Fungi; Ascomycota; Sordariomycetes; Hypocreales; Ophiocordycipitaceae. The record is from RefSeq and is a predicted model, not a curated record.
CGAUGGUCCAACUACGCGCUAGGACGAACGCUCGGCGACGACGACCAACGCCGAUGUUGACUGAGGACCUUCACCCGACCCGCGAAACCCGUCGUCGUGUUGCGACGAGGCAAUAGCCUGUGCAUAUAAAUACCUACACGUAGUAAAGACGGGCUCACGCGUUCCAUCAUGAUGAGCCUUCAGCCUCAUUUGCAGGUUCCCUUUGAGAAACCACCGCUCGACAUGCAGCCGUCGCUCAUUGCCGCGCACGUGGGCAUCGCCUCCGCCGCGCGAACCCUCCAGCCAUGGACGUAUUCACCGCUGCCGCUCGGGGCUAUCAAGCCUGGCGGAUGGCUCCUUGGCGAGAUGGAGGCCAUGGCUAGUGGCCUCGCCGGCCACGAACAUGACUUCUACGUCUUUGUCAACGAGUCGAGCUGGCUCAACGAGCCCGGAGCCGGUGGCUCCGAGUACAGCACCCUGAAUGAGGGCCUGCCGUACUGGUUCAAUGCGCUCGUGCCCAUGGCCUACACCCUCGACAACGACAGGCUCAAGGCGCAGGUCCACGAGGUCGCCUCGACCGUACUCGGCCAUCAGGCUCCUGAUGGCUGGAUCGGGCCAGAGGUCGGCGACAGGCGCAACUUUUGGGCGCGGACGCCAUUCUUCCUCGGGCUGACGCAGCUUGUCGAGGCAAAUGCGACGUGGGAGGAGCCGGUACUCAAGAGCCUCAGCCGCUUCAUGCCGCUCGCCAACAAGAUGCUGAAUAAUGACGGCCAAGGAUUCACCAAAUGCCUCGAGGACACGGACUGCACGUGGGGACAGGCGAGAGCGCACGACAUGAUGAUUACGAUGCAGUGGUUGCUAGAGCGCUAUCCAUCGAGUCAAGACGCGAUGCUCUGGGAAAACAUGGACCUGCUCUACGCGCAGAGCAACUUCAAAUGGGACAAGUGGUACACGGAAGGGACGUUCCUAAAAGUUGCCAACACACAUGAUCCCGCUCUCUGGCCGUAUAUCCACGGCGUCAACGUUGGGCAGGGUCUCAAGGCAUCUACCGUCAUGUACCGCAACACGGGCAGCCGUGAAAUGGUGAAGAAGAGUCACGACGCCGUGGACUGGACAUUCAAGUAUCACGGCUCUGCGUCGGGAACUGUCCUCGCCGACGAGGGAGAGCAUGGCCUAGCGCCGUACAUGGGCAGCGAGCUCUGCACGGCCGUCGAGACGACGUACUCGCUGGCUUACAUGUACCAAGUCCUCGGCAGCAACAGCUUUGCAGACCGCGCCGAGCGAACGAUCUUUAACGCCUUCCCAGUCAUGAUGACGGGCGACAAGUGGGCUCACCAGUACAUGGCACAACCUAACCAGCCGCACGCCAUCAACGUGACGGCAGCCGACGGCAACGUGCCUCCCGUGUUUACUUCGGCCAACGGUGGCCUGACGACAACAUUUGGCAUGGAGCCACAGUAUCCAUGCUGCACCGUCAACCACCCGCAGGGAUAUCCCAAAUUUGUGUCCAACAGCUGGGUUGCCGUGGGCAAAUCUGGGCUACUACAUGCCCUGCUCAGCCCAUCCACGGUCUCGACGCGGGUCAACGGUGGCUCGGUGAAGAUUACUUGCGACACGACAUAUCCCUUUGAAGAUGUGCUUCGAUACACAAUCACGGCAGAAAAGCCAUUCGACUUAUACCUUCGCGUGCCUGGCUGGGCGCAGGCCUCGCAAACGUCAGAGUCGUCGGCGAUUGACUCCACGGCGUCCACUCGCAGAAUCCGAAUCAAGGCUGGCAGGACGAAGCUUCAGCACAGGCUUGACGCACAGAUCCGCACGGAGGCCCGCGCAAACAACACAGUCGCCGUCUUCCACGGGAAUCUCUUGUACGCCCUAGAGCUUGGCACGACGCAGACGUCGUCCUACCCACACGCGUGGUGGAAUACCCAGGGCCCUGGGCUGGACUAUCUGCCAUUUCCGCAGCUGCGCGACUACUACAUCGACAGCACGACCCCGUGGAAUAUCGCCAUUGACCCGUCGACGCUGAAGUACCACGGCGCGAGUGGCAGGCUCAAGAACCCCAUUUUCGAGCAGGGAGCUCCCACCAACCACAUGACUGUCGAAGGCUGUGAAAUCGAAUGGCCCUUGUAUUUGGACGUCACGCCAGACUGGGCACCUAAAGAUCGUACGUGCAAGAGCCGGCGCAAAUCCUACAGGCUGAUUCCCUACGGAGCGGCCAAGGUACACAUGUCGGAUUUGCCUGUCAAGAAGUUUUGACGAUGAGCUUCCUUGAUGGCGCAAUGUCUUUUUGACAUGGAUUCGUGGACUGUUUUUGUGCUUUUAAGGUGCCUGCAGCGGAUACAACAUCAGUUGAACGGCCCUCAUUUGAUGCGUCCACCUGAACCGACCAAAUAUGUUGUCACUCCAUGUCGACAGGGGUGAAGGUCCAACAAAGGUAUGUACAGUGCUCAGUGACCACGUAAGGCAUCUGGCUAGCUCGAGAGCCAUUUUGGUAACUGGGGCCUUUGAUUUGUGCGUCUACGUAUCUAAUGCGAAAUUCCUG